Eucalyptus grandis is the source of this 1196-nucleotide messenger RNA. RefSeq lists its product as uncharacterized. The transcript is spliced from 2 exons. The record is from RefSeq and is a predicted model, not a curated record. The coding region runs from base 298 to 855 and encodes 185 amino acids. Lineage: Eukaryota; Viridiplantae; Streptophyta; Magnoliopsida; Myrtales; Myrtaceae.
CGUUACGGAUCUAAAGCACGAAAUCCUUCCUGAUUAUCCUUUGCAAAACUCCGAGUUCACUCAAUUUAAUCCCUCGUUCUGCGCAUUUUAAUGUUCCAUCGUGAGGACUGUGAAGGAAGGGCAUAGCGUCGUGAUUAAAGAGUGUCAAAAACGGCAGCUCCGUAAAGAAUCUCAAACACACCUACGUAAAUCUUCAUCUUCAUUGCACGAAAGACACGCGAAGAAGACUAAAGAACACACCCAAAGGACAAAUAUAGCGCUACUUGGUUUUGCAGCUUUGUCCGUGAUCUCGCAGCCAUGACCAUUUUCUUCAUCUUCUUCAUCUUCCUCGUUGUCUCCGAUGGAGCUGCUUCGACGGAGGGCUCGCUUCUUGAGUUCUCGAGCCAAGACGAGCUGGUGGAAAUGGCGGGAUAUGGUGUGAAGAAGGUGUCGACCGUCUUGGUCGCUGGCUCGGUUUCGUGCGUGGCUCGCCUUCCCGGGGACGCUCAUCAUCGACUUCAUGCUUGGCCAGUCUCCGGUGCUUUGGUUGGUGUAAAAUGUCAAAAAAGCAAGAGCAGGAUCAGUUCAAAUUGGACUCGAGGCUCCACCGAUGAAUUUGGAGACUUCACGAUGGAUCUCCCGUCCCACCUCCAUGCCGUUCCGGACCUACCCAAGAAAUGCUCGGUGCGACUCCUCCGAGUCCCAAGAAGCUCGCCUUGUCGACCGACUCAUGGUCAUAGACACAAGAGGUUGAAAUUAGCUUCGGUCAGAGAUGGGGUUCGCACUUACAAGGCUGGAAACAUAAGGCUCGUGCUCAUGCAGUCCUCAAGGCUUGCAAUGGAUUGUGGAAGCAGCAUGAAUAGGAAUCUAAACUGAGUUGAUCAUAUAAAAACUUUACAUCCCUACUUAUACACUUAAAUUCAUAUGACACUUUGAGGUAUUUCCAUUCAGAAAAUAUGUGUAAAAAGAAAAGCAGGUGUCAUUAUUUGAUUAGACAUAGAUAAAAAAAACAAAAAAGAGUUUCAUCUAAAGAAUAUAAUUUGAUAUGUAUCGAAUGACGAUUAUUUUGAAGUUAAGGGAAGAGCAUGUCAAUAAUUUGUAUGGUGUGUGGUAAGUUAUAUUUGUGUAGAUAAUGGUGUAAAUAUGUAUGUAUCAAUCGGUGAUCAUAUGAUGACGUGUAAGAUUUAUAUUUAAAUAGGUGUUUUUGUUUUUUUAAA